Molecule: messenger RNA, 1584 nt
Organism: Aureobasidium melanogenum CBS 110374
Lineage: Eukaryota; Fungi; Ascomycota; Dothideomycetes; Dothideales; Saccotheciaceae
Exons: 4
Coding region: 1-1584 (527 amino acids)
Source: RefSeq, a predicted model, not a curated record
AUGACGGUUCAUUGCUCCGGAGUCCGGAAUACAAGGUUUACGCCCCACUCGACCAAAAUGGGCCGGCGGUUGAAUAACUCGUCAAUUGGCAGAUCAAAUGCAUUAACGCGGUCAAGGAAGGACUCUCGACGAUUACAGACGCUGAGAAGCAACACAAUACCGAGCGAAACGACACAGAAACCUCUCAAACCCAUCAAGCGCGGGCAGUCAAUCCAGACUUCUCGAUGGCUACGAGGAAUCGUAGCUACCUUGAUCUACUACGACGUCAGGAAGGAUCAUAUACAUCAAUUUCCGCAGAGGUUCAAACAGGCCCUUGAUCAUUAUGGGAAACACAACGCACACACUUCUCAUGCAUAUGCUCCAGCGUCGUCGUCUGCUCGAGGCAAAUUUGAUAUCCAAUGCAGCUUUGACAUCCGAGGACAGAAAGAUAUGGAUAUCAAGCGCAAAACUAAGCAUGCAUUCGACUUCACCUUGGACGGCAAUACCUACAUAGCGCACAAUGUCACAAAGACUCCACCUCGGGGACUCGAUUGGCAGCCCAUAGUUGACAGUUAUGAGUCUACUUCCCCUCGGAUGCCAUUAGCAAGCAUCACCGAGAGCGCUCUAGGGCUUCUCACCCAGCUUGCAUCUCAUUGCGUGAUCGCGGAAACGUUUCUGCAGGCCAUGAAGAGCCGAGCUCUUCUAACGGGGUGCACCACCCGAAAAUCCGAGAACCUUCCUUGUAUAUUUAACUUGGACGAAUGCUGGCGCAAACCUCUUGAUCGUAUCGACGUCCAUGCUGCCAUCUCUCUAGGUACCAAUAAGGGAACAGUAUACCGGACAGACGAUUCGCAUCAACCGAUUCGGGUAGAUGAGGAUCGCAUGCGAUCCCUAGCUUGGUUCCAGACCGUUGAGGGCAUGGAAGGAUUUACACAGGUCCCACACUACGUGGAGAAUAUCCCUGUAGAAACUCUAUCCGAGCAUUUGCAAGUCCCUGGAUUACUUAGAAACGACGUCAAUACCGUUCCAUACGCGGAGUGUAGUGCAAACUUCGGCCCAACUGGAUCAUCGGUCGACUUGCAUAUUGAUUUCGGUAUGCAUGUUUUAAGCACCGUCUUCGACAAUUGCAUCAAGCUAUGGGCUUUAUACCCUCCCACAAACCUAAAUCUUGACUUGAUGUACGCAAUCAGUGGCCGAGAACAUAAGCUUCAACAGUUAUUCGACAAACUUGAAGGGGGGGUUUUCGCAAUUACGACUGGUGGCGCGACAAUUCAUCUGCCCCCUGGAUGGCUACAUGCAACGUACAACAUUCGAGGAGGUUUUCUAGUCGGUAUUGCUUGGGAAAAUCUUCAAGACUUGGUGCUGCUGAUUGACUUGUUCGUCCGCGAGGUCGAAAUACACCCAGAGGAUGCAGAGUAUGCGAUGGUGAUCAGAAUAUGCACAGAAGCCCUAGAAAAGAAGGCGAAGGACAAUCUGAGUCUGUUGCCGGGGGAUGUUUGGGACAGAAAUGGGAAUAUCUGGGACAGAGAUGGGAAUAUUUGGGACAGAGAUGGGAAUGCUACAUGUAUGAGUUAUCCUAUUUCGAAUACACGGCUCCUCGACUGA